AUGCCGAACCGUACCUACAUCACGAAAGAUGAGGAAAGUGUUCCUGGGCAUAAACCCAUGAAAGACCGAUUGACGUUACUUUUGGGAGCUAACGCUAGUGGUGAUAUGAAGCUUAAACCACUUCUCUUUUAUCACUCUGAGAAUCCUAGAGCAUUCAAACAAAAUUCGAGAAUCAAGAGAAAACUGCCAGUGAUGUGGAGAUCGAAUCAGAGGGCAUGGGUCACGCAGGUUCUUUUCAAAGAGUGGCUAUUUGAAAUUUGUGCUCCGAGCAUCAAGGACUACCUUGAUACCAAUGACUUGCCAUUGAAAGCAUUGCUGCUAUUGGACAACGCACCAGGGCACCUAAAGGACCUUGAAGAUAACUUGCUGAUAGACGUUCCCUGGCUGACAGUGCAGUUUUUACCUCCGAAUACGAAUUCACUGAUUCAGCCAAUGGAUCAAGAGGUUAUUGCAGAAAAAUUUGACAUUCUCGAAGCUAUUCGUCUUAUUGAAAAGACGUGGUCAGAAAUCACUCAACGACAGUUGGUUUCUGCCUGGCGAAAGCUGUGUCCAUCCCUCGUUCAAGGAGACGGAGGUUAUCAGGGUGGCACCCCUGAAAUUAUGGAUGAAUUUGUAACAACUGCGAGAGAUCUGGAACUGGAGGUGAACGAGGAUGACAUUGAAUAG
Messenger RNA from Stegodyphus dumicola, 666 nucleotides. RefSeq names its product tigger transposable element-derived protein 1-like. Lineage: Eukaryota; Metazoa; Arthropoda; Arachnida; Araneae; Eresidae. The record is from RefSeq and is a predicted model, not a curated record.